Molecule: messenger RNA, 183 nt
Organism: Penicillium psychrosexuale
Lineage: Eukaryota; Fungi; Ascomycota; Eurotiomycetes; Eurotiales; Aspergillaceae
Exons: 1
Coding region: 1-183 (60 amino acids)
Source: RefSeq, a predicted model, not a curated record
AUGGCCAAGCGAUGCUCUGUCUGCGACCAAUGGAUUAAAACAGGUGGUGGGGCCCACACCUGCCCGGGUGCACCUCCCAAACCUCCCUCCAAUCCCAAGUCCAAGAUGGACGAUGAGCUUCUCGCUGUCUCGAACGGUCUUGAAUCUAAAGGCACCUUGCUUGAUUGUGCUGGUUUGGUCUAA